AUAUAAAAUUUUACCAUAAAUAGUUGAAUGCUCGAGCUACACCAAAACGACCGGAUGUGAGCGCUCUCCUCACUCCCUCCUCUCUACACUUAUAUAGCUCUCCAACCAAAUAAAAAAGGAACAUAUUCGCUCUAUUCUACUCUUCAACUAAAUAAAAAAUAGAGUGCCUCCAUUAUGCUUACCAAGCUCAAAAUAAAACGACUCCAUUCUAAAAAAUCUAGAAAGCUAUUCCAUUCUAUUUGACUGUACAACCAAAUCUCACCCUUAACUGCACCAGCCAUGGCAGACCGCUGGUGGCUGGCACUCGCUGCUCACACUCACUGUCCAGUGUCCUUGUUGUCCACCACUCCCUCGAGUCCGUGACGCGUCAGCGUCACCGUCCGUCGUCGCAGACGAGCCCAGUGGCGACUGGCGAUUCGCUUUCGAACCGCAGUCGUCCCUGCUGUGUUCCCGGUUCCCUCCCUUCCUCCUCCUAUAGUUGGCUUCUCGCCACCCUCUGCCUUCGACCAACUUUCUCCCUUCUCCCCUCCCCGUUCCCCUCUCCAACUCCAAUCCAUGGCCUCCACGGAUCGCUCCGCGCCGGCGGAGGACCAGCAACAGCCGCAGCGCCCGUCCCUCUUCUCGCCGUACCAGAUGCCCCACUUCCGCCUCGCGCACCGGUUCCCUCGUGUCCCUGGGAUAUACAAUCAAGAGCAGACUGAUGCAUGGAAAAAGGUGGUUGAUGCUGUUCAUGCCAAGGGAGCCAUCUUUUUCUGCCAACUAUGGCAUGUAGGUCGAGCUUCUCACCAAGUAUAUCAGCCGGGUGGUUCUGCUCCAAUAUCCUCUACUGAUAAACCAAUAUCAUCAAGAUGGAGGAUACUGAUGCCCGAUGGAUCCUAUGGCAAGUAUCCAACUCCGAGGCGCCUAGCCACAUCCGAGAUACCAGAAAUUGUCGAGCAAUACCGACAGGCUGCCAUAAACGCCAUCAAAGCAGGUUUCGAUGGCAUCGAGAUCCACGGUGCCCAUGGCUACCUAAUCGACCAGUUCCUCAAGGACGGUAUCAACGACAGGGCUGACGAGUACGGUGGCUCACUCUCCAACCGCUGCCGGUUCCUCCUGGAGGUGACGCGCGCCGUGGUCUCCGCGAUAGGGGCAGACCGGGUGGCGGUCCGGGUGUCCCCGGCCAUCGACCACCUCGACGCGUACGACUCCAACCCGCUGCAGCUCGGCCUGGCCGUAGUGGACCGCCUCAACGCUCUCCAGGAGGAGACCGGGCGGCUGGCCUACCUGCACGUGACGCAGCCACGGUACACGGCGUACGGGCAGACGGAGUCCGGCCAGCACGGGAGCGCCGAGGAGGAGAGCCGGCUGAUGCGCGCCCUGCGGGGCGCCUACCGCGGCACGUUCAUGUGCAGCGGUGGGUACACGCGCGAGCUCGGCGUGGAGGCCGUCGAGUCGUGGGACGCCGACCUGGUGUCCUACGGGCGGCUGUUCAUCGCUAACCCGGACCUGGUGGAGCGGUUCCGGCGCGACGCCCCGCUGAACAGAUACGUGCGCAAGACGUUCUACACCCCGGAUCCCGUCGUUGGUUACACGGACUACCCGUUCCUCGGCCAGCCUAAGGCGCGCAUGUGAUUAUUAGUUAGGUUGGUAACUAUAAGAGGCGGACUAUUGUUCGUGUAUUGUGGCUUGAGAAAAUAAGCAAACACAUGGUGGUAGUGCUGUGCAAUAAGCCUUAGGUGCAAACAUGAGCCUCCUGGGCCUUUAGAUAAUGAUCUAAUUAUAGAUGUAAUUAUAGUUUUGUCAAGAAGUUAAUGUUUAUUUGCACAGCAAUCAGCAGUCAUCUCUCAUAUGGCAA
This is a messenger RNA of Zea mays, 1837 nucleotides long. It is a transcript of the gene opr8, whose product is annotated as 12-oxophytodienoate reductase8. Gene Ontology annotation, biological process: oxylipin biosynthetic process; jasmonic acid biosynthetic process. The record is from RefSeq and is a predicted model, not a curated record. NCBI's taxonomy places the organism in Eukaryota, Viridiplantae, Streptophyta, Magnoliopsida, Poales, Poaceae. The coding region runs from base 556 to 1614 and encodes 352 amino acids. The transcript has 4 exons. Gene Ontology annotation, cellular component: peroxisome. Gene Ontology annotation, molecular function: 12-oxophytodienoate reductase activity; FMN binding.